GCCGCCCCUCCGACACCGCCUGCUCCGUCCGCCACCCGCCCAUGGCCGGGAAGGCGCUGUCACUGCUGCCGCCGUUGCUGCUGGCCGCCGCGGGCCUCUGCGGCCUCCUGCUGCUGUGCGUCCCUACUCGCGAUGUCCGGGAUCCGCCCGCCCUCAAGUACGGCAUCGUCCUGGACGCCGGCUCCUCCCACACGUCCAUGUUCAUCUACAAGUGGCCUGCGGACAAAGAGAACGACACCGGCAUCGUGGAGCAGCACAGCUCCUGCGGCGUGCGCGGGGGGGGCAUUUCCAGCUACGCCGACAGCCCCUCCGGGGCUGGCCAGAGUCUGGUCGAAUGCCUGGACCAGGCGCUCCGGGAGGUGCCCAAGGAGAGGCACGCGGGCACACCCCUCUACCUGGGAGCCACGGCGGGCAUGCGCCUGCUCAACCUGACCAGUCCAGAGGCCUCGACCAAGGUGCUCGCGGCCGUGACGCAGACGCUGACCCAGUACCCCUUUGACUUCCGUGGCGCCCGCAUCCUCUCUGGCCAGGAUGAGGGGGUGUUUGGCUGGGUGACCGCCAACUACCUGCUGGAGAACUUCAUCAAGUACGGCUGGGCAGGCCGGUGGUACCGGCCGAGGAAGGGGACGCUGGGGGCCAUGGACCUGGGCGGCGCCUCCACGCAGAUCACCUUUGAGACGGCCAGCCCGGCCGAGGAUCCGGCCGACGAGGUCCAGCUGCGGCUCUACGGCCAGCAGUACCGCGUCUACACCCACAGCUUCCUCUGCUACGGCCGCGACCAGGUCCUCCUCAGGCUGCUGGCCAGUGUGCUCCAGACCCACAGCUCCCACCCCUGCUGGCCUCAAGGCUACUCCAGAGAAGUGCUGCUCCAGGACGUGUACGGGUCGCCCUGCACCGCGGCCCAGCGGCCCCCGGGCUUCAACAGCAGCGGCAGGGUCAGCCUGGCAGGGACUGGCAGCCCUGCCCUCUGCCGCGGCCUCGUCGCCGGGCUCUUCAACAUCUCUUCCUGCCCCUUCUCCCGAUGCUCCUUCAACGGCGUCUUCCAGCCCCCCCUGGCGGGGGACUUUAUCGCCUUCUCCGCCUUCUUCUACACCGUGGACUUCCUGAGGACGGCGAUGCGGCUGCCCGUGGCCACCCCGCAGCAGCUGGAGGCCGCUGUGGUCGCCGUCUGCAACCAGACGUGGAGCGAGCUGCAGGCUCGGGCGCCGGGAGAAGGGGCGCACCUGCCCAGCUACUGCGCCGGGGCCAUGUUCGUGCAGCAGCUCCUGAGCAGGGGCUACGGCUUCGACGAGCGCGCCUUCAGUCGCCUGACCUUUGAGAAGAAGGCCGGGGACACCGCGGUGGGCUGGGCGCUCGGCUACAUGCUGAACCUGACCAACAUGAUCCCCGCCGACCCGCCGAAGCUGCGCAAGGGCACCGACUUCAACUCCUGGGUGGUCCUCCUCCUGCUCUUCGCCGCCUUGCUCCUGGCCGCGCUGGCCCUGCUCGUGCGCCAGGCGCGGCCCGCCAAGUCGCCGAGCGCCAUCUAGGGACUGGCUGGGGGCGCACCCCUCAGCCCACCGCCCUCCACCUCUCGGCCGCUGAUGCAGCCCGGAGCCCGAGACGGGGGCUGUAGCACGCACUCCCACGGGGGCCGGGGUUGGGGGCGAAAGGAACCGGACACAGCCCCUUCAGCCCGUCCAGCCUUUCCCGGUCUCGAGGCCUCGCGCCCCUUCUGCAGUGGGUGGGUCGGGUAGCAUCCCAUCUCCCUCCGCCUGUUACUACAAGAUGGGUCUCCGGGAAGUGGAGCUCUUAUUGAUAAUCAGAGUCCUCCGAGACACCCCAACUCGGGUCUGUGUUAGGGGGAGGGUCACAGCCAAUAGGCUGCGGGCCAGCCCAGGGUCUACUUGUAAGACUUUGUAAUAAAACCUUUGU
Molecule: messenger RNA, 1914 nt
Organism: Pteronotus mesoamericanus
Lineage: Eukaryota; Metazoa; Chordata; Mammalia; Chiroptera; Mormoopidae
Gene: ENTPD2
Product: ectonucleoside triphosphate diphosphohydrolase 2
Exons: 9
Coding region: 42-1529 (495 amino acids)
Cellular component (GO): plasma membrane
Molecular function (GO): hydrolase activity
Source: RefSeq, a predicted model, not a curated record